CUCAUUUCAAACAUAGACGAUCUUUGCGACAUUAAACAUGGCAGACACAACAACUAAACGUGAACCUGACGGUGUUGGACCUGAUGACUUAACUCUCAAAGUAAAGAGGGCGAAAACGGACUCCGAGAACGGAGGAGGAGAAGUUGGAGAGGAAUCUGAAACAAAUGUUCUGUCUGGCUUCCAAACCUCCGCCGUGCUGAGUGACUCUGCCCGGGAGAAAAACAUCUUUAUCCGGGGAAAGCUUGCUGAUCAGGAUGCUGUGGUUAUCCUGGAGAAGACUCCCAUCAGAGAGGACAGCCUGGCUGAGAUCUUCAGUGGCUCCAGGCUGAAGCUGGAGAUGAAGAACGACAUCUACAGCACAUACCGCCUCCAGCCUCCCACUCAUCUCAAUGAGGUCAAGACUACAGUGGUGUGUCCGGCCACAGAGAAGCAUAUAAAGAAAUACCAGCGUCAGGAGAGUUUCCUGGUGGAGGAGACGGGCGAGGACUAUCAGGCCAUCACUCUGCCCUACAUUCAGAAGCAGAGUUUUAGCGUGCAGUGGGUACACAACAUCCUGGAGAAGAAAGCAGAGGCUGAUCGGAUAGUUUUUGAAGAUCCAGAUCAGAAGGUUGGCUUUGUCCUCCUGCCGGAUUUCAAAUGGGACCAGAAACAGGUGGAUGAUUUAUACCUGAUUGCCAUAGUACAUCAGAGGAACAUCAAGAGUCUCAGAGAUCUGACGUCAGAGCAUCUGCCACUGCUUCAAAACAUCUUCCAGAAAGGAAAGGAGACCAUCCUGCAGCGCUUCAACCUGCCAGCCAGUAAGCUGAGAGUCUACCUGCACUACCAGCCCUCUUACUACCACCUCCACAUCCACUUCACCAAGCUGGGCUACGAGGCGCCGGGCUGCGGCGUGGAGCGUGCCCAUCUCCUCGCAGACGUUAUCCAAAACCUCCAGGCUGACCCGCAGUACUACAAAACCAGAACCCUCUACUUCCCCCUGAGGGCGGACGACGGAUUGCUCAGCAAGUUCAAGGAGGCGGGGAGGCUGUGACGUACUGUGCAGUUCACACUCGUUCCCCGUUUGUAGACUCCCGUCCAAACUGUGGAAACUGAGACUCAAUCCAAGCAUCUUUUUUUGGGUUUUAGUUUCCUCUGGUUUAGCUACAAACAUUAUCUCUCUGCAAGAGAUUUUUCUAUUGGUGUCGAUUCAUAACUUAAAUUAUAAUAAUCCAGAACAAACAAUUUCAUUAAAUGCUGUUUCACACUGUAACUGAUAAGUAAUCAGCAAAUUCCUCUGCUUAUUUUAUACAUGUUUGGAUGUAUCAAUUGCACAUUUUUCAGUCUGGUUCCUCACCAAGGUGUUUUAAUAAUCAUUUUGUAUACUUCAGUUUUCAUUAUAAUUAGGAGUGGAUGUGACACAAGUGGAUAAAUGAAUUCUCUGUUUAAUCUGUUUUUAAUGUGUUUUCUAAACGUUGACUAAAUUAAAGAGUCAUUUUUUUCUAA
This is a messenger RNA of Thunnus maccoyii (southern bluefin tuna), 1482 nucleotides long. RefSeq names its product decapping enzyme, scavenger (gene dcps). The transcript has 6 exons. The coding region runs from base 38 to 1030 and encodes 330 amino acids. Gene Ontology annotation, cellular component: P-body; nucleus. Gene Ontology annotation, biological process: deadenylation-dependent decapping of nuclear-transcribed mRNA. NCBI's taxonomy places the organism in Eukaryota, Metazoa, Chordata, Actinopteri, Scombriformes, Scombridae. Gene Ontology annotation, molecular function: RNA 7-methylguanosine cap binding; hydrolase activity. The record is from RefSeq and is a predicted model, not a curated record.